This is a messenger RNA of Guillardia theta CCMP2712, 1443 nucleotides long. RefSeq lists its product as hypothetical. Gene Ontology annotation, cellular component: cytoplasm; aminoacyl-tRNA synthetase multienzyme complex; cytosol. The record is from RefSeq and is a predicted model, not a curated record. NCBI's taxonomy places the organism in Eukaryota, Cryptophyceae, Pyrenomonadales, Geminigeraceae. Gene Ontology annotation, biological process: aspartyl-tRNA aminoacylation. The coding region runs from base 1 to 1443 and encodes 480 amino acids. Gene Ontology annotation, molecular function: ATP binding; aspartate-tRNA ligase activity; RNA binding. The transcript is spliced from 6 exons.
AUGCGGUCGAGAGGAGAGACUGGCAGAACCUUCGCAAAGAUCGCGACGCUCGGAGAGGAGGGAGGAGUGAGAGCGGGAGAGACGGUCUGGCUGAGAGGGAGAGUGUCGGCGAUACGCGGGAAGGGCUCCUCUUGUUUCCUUGUGCUCAGAGCCAUCGACUCGCCGUCACGUACAGUCCAAGCAUGCUACUUCAAGAGCAAGGAGGACGCGGAAGGCAGCAAGCGCUUCCUGCGAUUCCUCAACGACCUGACGCUUGAGUCGAUUGUGGACGUCAAGGGGCUGGUGGCGGCUGCCGAGGUGAAGUCUUGCUCGCAAGGCUCCGUCGAGGUUCAGAUCGAGCGAUGCUACGUGCUGUCCAAGGCGCCGGCCAUCCUCCCGUUCCUGAUGGAGGACGCGGCGAGAUCGGAGGAGGAGAUCGCAGCGUCGCAAGGGAGCGAGAAGCCUUUCUCUCCCGUCUACCAGGAAGCUCGACUAGACAACCGCUGGCUUGACCUGCGCGUGCCCGCCAACCACGCGAUCAUGAGGGUCCAGUCGGCGAUCUGCCAGCUGUUCCGAGAAGCGCUCUAUGCGGAGAACUUCAUCGAGAUCCACACGCCGAAGCUCAUCUCCGGGGAGAGCGAGGGAGGCGCCGAAGUCUUCCGCACCGACUACUUCGGUCGCUCGGCCUGCCUCGCUCAGUCGCCGCAGCUGUACAAGCAGAUGGCGAUCUCGGGAGACCUCGGUCGAGUGUUUGAGAUCGGACCUGUCUUCCGCGCCGAGAAGUCCAACACCCGCCGUCAUCUGUGCGAGUUCACGGGGCUGGACCUGGAGAUGGCGAUAGAGGAGCACUACAACGAGACCCUCCUCCUCCUCCACUCCCUCUUCAAGCACAUCUUCCUCGGCCUCGAGAGCCGCUUCUCCUCUGAACUCUCCGUCGUCCGCUCCCAGUACAAGUCCCUCCCCGUUCAAUUCACUGAGGAGCCCUGCAUCCUCCACUGGGAGGAGGCGAUCCAGAUGCUGCGAGACGCUGGUGAGGAGGCAGAGCUUCUGGAGGACCUGUCAAGCUCGCUCGAGCUCAAGCUGGGAGAGCUCGUCAAGAACAAGUUCGACACUGACUUUUUCAUUCUCGAUCGCUUUCCGGCAGCUGUUCGUCCCUUCUACACCAUGCCUUGCCCUGACGACGAGAGGUUCACCAACUCUUACGAUGUCUUCCUCCGAGGACAAGAGAUCUGCUCUGGCGCGCAAAGAGUACACGACCCAGCCCUGCUGAUCUCACAGGAAAGUCCAAAGAAGGGGAUGCCGUUGGAGCCCCUACAGGCCUACGUGACCUCCUUCCAGCAUGGCGUGUCGCCGCAUGCAGGAGCUGGCAUCGGGCUGGAGCGCGUCGUCUUCCUCUACCUCGGACUCGACAACGUCAGGAAGGCGUCCAUGUUUCCUCGCGACCCCAGCAGAUGCUCACCUUAG